AAAUAUAAAUAUGACUAAAAACAUAAAUAUAAAAAUUAAAUUUCUAAAAAAAAUGUUUGAAAAAUGAAACACAAUAGUUUUGCAUUUCUGACCAACUUUUCUCUCCCCUUUGAGCCUGGCCUUCUCCGUCAACUGCGAAAUGGAGCCACCGAAGGACCAACCACCAUCCUCCGCUUAUCCUCCCUCUGGUUCCUGUAACAACUGCGGCGGACCAACAAUUUCCGAGCCGGCACCUCAAGCUUCAUUACCCGAUAUGUCACCGCCACCAAACUACCGCCCGAUCCGAGCUCCGGCUAUCAAUGUCCCCCACAACCCUCAGGCGAUCAUCCUCUCCCCCGUUCCUCAUGCCGAGAAAGUCCCCGUCGUCACUCCGCCGUAUCAAUUCCAACGUCCCGUCAAGAGAAUCCACUCCCCAGAUGAUAUUCGCCGCUUCCAGGAAUCAGCCUCUUUCAAGAACUUCUUAGGAUUCGUAGUCUCUCUAUCGGAAUCGAUCGACGGACACAAAAUCGCAGAUCCUUGCCAUGUUUCACCCACCGUCGCCACCAUAGUCUCAAUCCUCGAGACCUUGUUGCGAUGGAUCGACGAGAUCCCUCCUGUUCCAAUGUCCUCUCGAUACGGUAACAUCUCGUUUAGGUCAUGGCACGAUCGCCUCGCUGAGAAAGGCGAAUCGCUUGUCCAUGAGUUUCUCCCCGAUGAGUUCAAAGAAUCCACGAUCGAGAUCGUUCCUUACUUGUUCGAUAGCUUCGGAAACGCAAGCAGAAUCGAUUACGGAACAGGGCACGAGACGAACUUCGCGGCGUGGCUGUAUUGCUUAGCGAAGAUGGGGAUCAUCAAGGAAGAAGAUUACCAUGCUGUGGUGGCUAGGGUUUUUGUGAAGUAUCUUGAAUUGAUGCGAAAGUUGCAGAUGGUUUAUUGCUUAGAGCCUGCUGGUUCUCAUGGAGUAUGGGGACUUGAUGAUUACCAUUUCUUGCCCUUUAUAUUUGGGAGCUCUCAGUUGAUUGAUCAUAAGUAUAUGAAGCCCAAAUCCAUUCAUAACGAUGAUAUCUUGGACAAUUUCUCUAGUGAGUAUAUGUACUUGUCUUGUAUUGGGUUUGUGAAGAAGGUGAAGAAAGGGUUGUUUGCUGAGCACUCCCCGUUGCUUGAUGAUAUAAGCGGUGUACCCAACUGGAAGAAAGUGAAUAGCGGCUUGCUUAAGAUGUACAAAGUUGAUGUGCUCCAGAAGGUUCCCAUUAUGCAGCAUUUCCUCUUUGGCUGGCUUAUCAAAUGGUUCUUGGAAUGUAAUUAAUUUAAUUGCUCAAAACUGGGAGGAGUGAAUUACUUUAGCAUAAUACAUUGGAGCAGGGACGUCGAUUUCUACUUGGAGAGAUGGCUUAUAAUGUAAUAGAGACACGUUUUUGCUUUUGCAUGUAUCGGAUAGCUAGAUGAGAUAGAUAGGAACCUUUAAUAGCUUAUACUAUCUUUCGUAUUGUAUCCUUUGGGUUUGAUACUUCAACUUGUUUUUUAUUUGUUUUUUGGUGAUUCCAGUCC
This is a messenger RNA of Brassica napus (rape), 1527 nucleotides long. Its product is annotated as serine/threonine-protein phosphatase 2A activator. Bases 140 to 1285 code for a protein of 381 amino acids. Gene Ontology annotation, molecular function: protein tyrosine phosphatase activator activity; peptidyl-prolyl cis-trans isomerase activity. Gene Ontology annotation, cellular component: nucleus; cytoplasm; protein phosphatase type 2A complex. Lineage: Eukaryota; Viridiplantae; Streptophyta; Magnoliopsida; Brassicales; Brassicaceae. Gene Ontology annotation, biological process: mitotic spindle organization. The transcript has 2 exons. The record is from RefSeq and is a predicted model, not a curated record.